GCUUCCUUUUACCUCUCACUGCGGUGUCAACUCCUCGUCUGCACCCGCCCCACUUCCGUUAGCAUAGCUUAUAAGCACCAGCCGGCUGGACUGAGAAAUUUCCCCUCGCUCGUCAAACUCUGUCAAGCGAAGCAUCCUACCUUUCGCCCCCAAAGCGAUGCAAUCCGGCAAACGGACGGUCAAAGUCGCAGUCGUGGGCAGUGGCCUAGCGGGCCUGACUGCUGCCUACCGUCUGGCACAGGGUUCAGAUCAUGGGGAGGUCCAUGUUGAGGUGCACUUGUUCGAAAAAGCGUCGACGAUUGGCAUGGACUCGCAGUCUAUCUCGGUAGCGGUGCCAGGCGGAAGUGGCAAGCAGAGGAUCGACGUGCCGAUGCGUUCAUUCCAGGGAGGCUACUACAAGCAGCUGAUAGAGCUGUAUAGGGAGCUGGGCGUUACCUUUCGUGUUGCCGAUUUCACCUACUCGUUCUCGACUUUGAAGUACCUCGCGGAGGACGCGACGAGCGAAAUCAAUGCAACCAUGAUUUACAACGGUGCUUCUGGCACGAAAGGUGUCAGUAUGCCUGCGUCGGCUAGGCCGCCGCGGCGCAUCCCUUCCUCGCCCCUGCUCGCGUUUGCAGCCCAAGCACGUGCCUAUCUUGCCUUUGCUUUCGGUGCAUUGCUCAUAGGUGCAUUCUACCUUCGACUUCUCGCAUACUCCAUGCCCCUCCAUACCCCAGAACGUAUUCGCAUCCCCAAAACUUCUUGCUCGAUACCCCUGUGGCUUCCAAUACCUCAUAGGAUGCGCAGUGAUAUGACCCUACGUGAAUGGCGCGAGGCGACUGCACCUAAGAGUCCUUUUUCCAGGCUUCUCGGAUUGGACACACGGUGGCGAGACUUCGUUAUUCGUGUUCUCAUGCCUCUUUUCUCUGCUGUUUGCACGGCCGGCGCAAAAGAAAUUUGGGACCACCCGGUCGAGGAGUUCUUGGAUUAUAUAUAUCUGACUAUCGGCGCGCACCACUAUGUCGUAAUGAACGGCGUCCGAGACGUUGUGCAAAAGAUUACUGCUCUGAUCUCUCCUGGAAACAUCCACACGUCAUGUUCCAUCCUCGGUCUUGAGUACAAUCCCCAUACAUCGCUGGGACCUACCGUAGACAUCCACUGUGCCGGUGAUCGCACCUUCCAUGGCUUCUCGCACAUCAUCUGCGCCACGCAAGCCAACCACGCCAUCCCGCUCCUGACUUCCUACCUUCAAUCCCUUCCCACCGUAGCCGACCCGAAGGAUCCGCCUAACAUGGAAGAGCAUCGCUCGCUCGUGCAAGCCCAAAUAGAGUGCCUCUCCAACUUCAAGUACUGCCGCACCGUCGUCAUCAACCACACAGACCCGUCGCUCCUCCCCGCCUCGGAGCUCGACAGACGCGACCUGAACCUCGUGCUGGCCUCGCCAGCGGCGCGCAAGACGCUGCCGAGGCCCGCACCAAACGACUGGAAGGCACUGACGGUGCAGCCGGACUGUGCAAUGGCGACGCACGUCCUGCCGCGCGUCAAGGGCGUGUACCAGACGACGAACCCGAUCGUCGCGCCGCGCAAGGACUCGAUCUUGAGUUCCGUCUGCCUCGAGCGCGCGCUUGUGACGCGCGAGAGCAAGCGUGCGUUGCGUGCGCUGUGGACGGACGGCGCGAAGGGCGGGUGGCGCUGGGGCUGCGAGGCGCAGGGCGCUGGCCGCCUUGGGUCGAUCCAAGGCGCGGGCGUCCUCGCGGCGGACAAGGCAAACAAGACCCCCGGUCUGUGGCUGUGCGGCUCGUAUGCGAGCUGCGGGAUUCCCCUUCUCGAAGGCUGCGUCGCCAGUGCGACCAACGUCGUCGAGCAAGGCAUCUGGACAUGCGAGGGCAUGUAGAGGUUAUUGUACAUAUCACGUUAAGUCUGCUGUCGUGCAAUUGCUUUCCGGACGGAAAAUUCUCAUACUCGUGGUGCGUUAUCCUACAAAUACCAAUGGCGAAGUAUCUGUACAGUUGUUCGUUCAUGCUAUCUGUAUUUAGCCUAGUAUUUAGUGUUGUACCCUUAGUCUUCAUGCUCA
Phanerochaete carnosa HHB-10118-sp is the source of this 2053-nucleotide messenger RNA. RefSeq lists its product as uncharacterized. The transcript has 5 exons. The record is from RefSeq and is a predicted model, not a curated record. Gene Ontology annotation, molecular function: oxidoreductase activity. NCBI's taxonomy places the organism in Eukaryota, Fungi, Basidiomycota, Agaricomycetes, Polyporales, Phanerochaetaceae. Bases 158 to 1873 code for a protein of 571 amino acids.